AUGUCGCUGACAGACUCAGCCGCAGUUGAUGUCGCUCGCAGCGCAUCCCUCGCCUCCCGCCGCCUCGCAAUAUUGUCAAAUGAUGCUCGGAAUGAAGCACUUACGGCACUUCAUCAUGCCCUUGACAAGAACCGGGCUACAAUUCUGGCUGCCAAUGCCAAAGAUGUUGAAUCGGCUACUCGUGCUGCUGAAAGCGGUAAUCUUAGCCACAGUGUGCUCAAGAGACUUGAUUUGUCUCGGCCUGGAAAAUAUGAAGAUAUGCUAGAGGGUAUCUUGAGUGUACGAGAUCUGCCUGAUCCUAUUGGAAGAGUUACGCUGCGGACUCUCCUUGAUGAUGGCCUGUCCCUUGAAAGAGUCAGCUGCCCCAUUGGUGUCUUGCUGAUCAUCUUUGAGGCUCGCCCUGAGGUCAUUGCAAACAUUGCUGCCCUGGCUAUUAAAUCAGGCAAUGCCGCUAUCCUGAAAGGAGGGAAAGAGUCCAUGGAGUCUUUCGUCGCCAUUGCAAACGUCGUUUCUGAAGCCAUCGCUACUUCUCAGGUGCCAGUCGCCUCGAUUCAACUUGUCAAGACCCGUGAUGUGGUGUCCUCCCUCCUAGCCCAGGAUGCGCUCAUCGACCUUGUCAUCCCUCGGGGUUCCAAUGAACUUGUUCGAUUCGUGAAAGAGAACACGAAAAUACCAGUACUCGGACAUGCCGAUGGUCUGUGUUCUGCCUAUAUUCACUCGGAUGCCAACAUUGAGACUGCCGUCAAAGUGAUUGUGGAUUCAAAAACGGACUACCCUGCGGCAUGCAAUUCAUUGGAGUCCUUGCUUGUACACGAGGACGUCCUUGAAUCGGUUUUUCCUGCCGUGGUUGAAGCUCUGGUUAGCAAGGGCGUGUCCCUCCGUUGUGAUACGGCCUCGAGAACGACUUUGACAAAGACCUUGCCUGCCGAAAAAGCCGCGCAAGUACAGGCGGCUACUGAGUCUGACUACGAUACCGAGUUUUUGGACCUUGUGUUAGCAGUCAAGACCGUUCCUUCCACGAACCCGCCCAUCUCGGCUGUGGAUGCUGCAAUCGCGCACAUCAAUGCGCAUUCAUCGAAACACACCGACAUUAUUUUGACCGAGUCCAAAGAGGCCGCGGAUUUGUUCACAAGCGGGAUUGAUAGUGCGGGUGUCUUCUGGAAUGCGUCGACAAGAUUUGCUGACGGCAUGAGGUAUGGGUUUGGGACGGAAGUCGGUAUCAGCACCAACAAGAUCCACUCCCGUGGACCGGUGGGAUUGGAGGGACUCACCAUCUAUAAAUACUUGAUUCGGGGUCAGGGCCACCGGGCAGGAGAUUACUACGAGGGGGAAGGGGGACGGAAAUACCUCCAUACGAGUCUGCCCACGGGCCAGUGA
Messenger RNA from Penicillium alfredii, 1377 nucleotides. Its product is annotated as glutamate-5-semialdehyde dehydrogenase. The coding region runs from base 1 to 1377 and encodes 458 amino acids. Gene Ontology annotation, molecular function: glutamate-5-semialdehyde dehydrogenase (NADP+) activity; NADP binding. The record is from RefSeq and is a predicted model, not a curated record. The transcript has 3 exons. NCBI's taxonomy places the organism in Eukaryota, Fungi, Ascomycota, Eurotiomycetes, Eurotiales, Aspergillaceae.